This is a messenger RNA of Gamsiella multidivaricata, 980 nucleotides long. Its product is annotated as S-adenosyl-L-methionine-dependent methyltransferase. The record is from RefSeq and is a predicted model, not a curated record. Lineage: Eukaryota; Fungi; Mortierellomycota; Mortierellomycetes; Mortierellales; Mortierellaceae. The coding region runs from base 150 to 878 and encodes 242 amino acids. The transcript is spliced from 2 exons.
AACUCAUUCAUCAACACCAAUCAACCGCACGCCCUCCCCAAGAAACCCACCGCAAGCAAGUCGCAAUGAUCUCCUACGUCCAAGAAAAAAACAACGAGUACUUCAACAAGGCCGCAAUCGAGGCCGACACAUUCCCUCAGGCCGAGGAAAUGGCCCAGCGUGCUGCAGAGGCCGUCGUCCAAGAAUUCGCUCUCUCCACUAGCGAGGACCACGUCAAGAACGCCUCCGUCCUCGAUUUCGGAUGUGGCACCGGUCUUUGCGCAUUCCAUGUCGUCCCCAUGGUCGCCCAUCUCGUCGGCGUCGAUGCCUCCGAAGGGAUGUUGAAUCAUCUCAACCACAAACUCACCACCAACCCCUCAAACGCCUCUAUUCGAGACAAGGUCAAAACAGUUCAGCACCUCAUCACCUACGACGAUCCCCUCCCCGAAUCCGAACGCCUUCAGUACCUUACUGGCCCUGAUGCUGGCUUUGACAUGAUCUAUUCCAGCUUUGUGAUGCACCAUAUCGAAGACCUCCAAGGCACCACCAACACCCUGGCCCAAAAGCUCCUCAAGAAGGACGGGUGGUUGAUCGUCCUGGACUUCUCGGGAUUCCAUGAUCACGGACAUGGCCACCAUGCGGACGACGAGAAGCAUGGGCACCACCACGGACCAGGGAGCAAACCUAGGGAUGCAAGCACGUAUUACGUUGACGCCGACGGCAAACCCCUGGAAUUCGUCCCACACAAGGCAGGAUUCACUAAUGAGGGUUUCGUCGAGAUCUUCAAGAAGGCCGGACUGGUCGAUGUCGAGGCCAAGCAUUCUUUUGGGAUGAAUCGUGAGUGGAACGGCAAGACCAUCUGGAACGAUGUCCUCGUCGUCAAAGGUCGUCGUCCUUGAAGGAAGCGCGCAGAGGAGUUCGUAUAGCUUUCAUUCUUUACCGCGUUGUUCAAGAUUGAGAUCGAGCACUGAGGACAUUUUUUCAAUGGAUACAGAAUGACA